This is a messenger RNA of Rhipicephalus microplus (southern cattle tick), 932 nucleotides long. Its product is annotated as sulfotransferase ssu-1-like. The record is from RefSeq and is a predicted model, not a curated record. Gene Ontology annotation, molecular function: sulfotransferase activity. NCBI's taxonomy places the organism in Eukaryota, Metazoa, Arthropoda, Arachnida, Ixodida, Ixodidae.
AAAACCAUCUAUCGAGAUGUCUGCGGACUCCACCUGAGCUACAUAUUCCAAGAACCAGUGGUCAGAGAAGCCCUCACGUACAAACCGAAGCCUGGCGACGUCUUUGUCGUGUCUUUUCCAAAAAGCGGCAGCACUUGGAUGCAGCAGAUCGUCUACGCAAUUUACCACGAUGGAACGAGACCAGAGAAUCUUCGAGACUUUAUGGCGAAGUCACCCUUCCUAGAGCUGGUUGGACUUGAAGCGAUAGAGAACAUGGAACGACCUGGCGCAAUCAAGACCCACCUGCCUUUUAAUCGUGUACCUUACUCUCCGCAAGCGAAGUACAUAUUCGUGGCCCGAAACCCGUACGACUGCUGCGUUUCUUUCUACCAUCAUACGAGGGCGUUCCCGGCCUACCGCUUUGCCGAUGGAUCAUUUGAUACGUUUCUAGACAAAUUUCUAGCAGGGAAAGUGGACUGCGGUGAUUAUUUCAGGCAGCUGCUUUCGUGGUACGACCAUAUCGAUGACGAUAACGUCCUCUUCGUGACGUAUGAAAUAAAGUUACACACCAGUGAGGAAGUCAUCAAGAUCGCCGAUUUUCUCGGAGAAAAGUGUGGCGAGAGACUACGCAGUCGACCGGACAUACUGGAAAGGAUCUUGGACACGAUCAGUGCGAAGACGAUGGCAGCGUUCAACGAUGAGUUUAGAAAAUGGACCGAAGAGGCUGCCGCAAUGACGUCAUCCCAGGGAGGUGAGAUGGAUGACAAUGUCAAAAAACCAAUGACUGGAGACUUUGUACGCAAAGCGAUUGUUGGCGACUGGAAAAACCAUUUUAAUUCCGAACAAAUCAAGCGCAUGAAGGAAAGGUUAACGUCAAAAGUCCAAGGCAGCUCUGUCAUGAGUCUUUGGGAGGGCGUGGAGCUGCCGUGAAAAGGGAAACGUUUCGUCGAAAU